This is a messenger RNA of Symbiodinium natans, 2280 nucleotides long. The record is from the annotation of a GenBank genome assembly. Lineage: Eukaryota; Dinophyceae; Suessiales; Symbiodiniaceae.
AUGUCUGCCAGCCUGUCUGAUGAUCAAGCCCGGGCCCUGCUGAAGGUCCUGGGCGAGGCUUGCUCCGAGGACCUCUCCUCCCGUCGUCCAGGGGUCCUCAAGGCUUCGGGGAGUGGUACAAAGGGGUCUAGGUAUUUUGUCUUUGGGGCAUACAGCCAUGGUUCAAGGUCGGGCCUCACAGCGUAUACUAAAGGUCGAGAGAAAGCUGUUGGUGUCAUCAACUCUUUUGCGAAGGCUUUGUUGCCGCAUGCCACUUGGACCUCGAUUGCCGUGUCGCAUAACGAGCUUGCGUUGCCACACAGGGAUGUCUCCAAUGGUGAAGGUUCCUUGAACCACUCGAUGACGCUGGGGAGUUUUACUGCUGGCCGCCUUUUCCUCGCAGGUGGUGGCGGUGACGACCUCCUCAGCGACGCGGCAGGAGUGGAACAUCGUGGGUUCUAUGUUGACAACCAUGCCAGGUUUGCCACCUUUGACGCAAGGUCUGUGCUGCAUGCAACUGAGGAGUGGCAAGGUGACAGGACCCGCACUUUGACAAGUCUCAUCUUGAUACCUUGUGUGGAAUGGGAGUUCGUUGAAGAGGCUGCUGCCAGGGAGCACCCGCUGCAGGCUUGUGUCGUCCCCUUGUGCGUCAAGGAAGCCAUUGACAAGGAGGCGAGGUGCUCGGCCCAUAGUUUGGCUCAGGACAGGACAGCGGUACUUCGCAAGUGGACGCUGCGCGCCCAGGAGCUCUUGGAUAGUGAAAGGCGGCUGCAUGAGAGCAUGCCGGCGCACGUCUCGGUUGUUCUUCAAGGCAAGCGGUUGCUUCUCCUCAAAGAGAUGCUACAAGACGCCGGCUACUGUGACGUUGGCAUUGUUGACCAGAUUGCCAGCGGCUUCGAUCUCAUGGGGCACAUUCCAGAGGCAGGCGUGUUCAGGUCCAAAACCGUUCCUGCCACCCUCACACCCGACGAGGUCCGCCGAACUGCAAAGCACACUAGGCAGGGCAUUCUCCUAGGGGCAGCCGACGGCCUGCGCGAUGAGCAUGCCUCGCGCCUAUAUGAGAUAACUCUCGAGGAAAGGGACAAGGGUUGGUUGCAGGGCCCAGUGGACCCAUCUACACUUGACGAUCGCGCCUCGGUGUCCAGGAGAUUUGCCGUUUUCCAGUCGGGGAAGGUCAGGCCGAUUGACGACCUGAGUGAGUCGCUUAUCAACUCGACUACGUCUCGAACAGAGGCAGUGACACCACAUGGGCUUGACACCAUCUGCAGGAAGGCCUUCAAGCAGCUGGCCUUGUCCUCUGAAGGAGUUCUUGAUGGGUACUUGUGUGUUGGCAAUCCCGCCACAGGCUUUUGCCGGACCUCGCAUGCGUUAUGGUACGCAGGCACGGUCCUGCUGUGGCUACACUGGUCCGUGUACUUCGAUGAUUAUCUGGUCACUUGUGAGGCAAGCGUGUCUAAGCACUGUGACCUCGUGCUGUCAUCGUUUUUCGCUUUGCUUGGCUGGGGCAUUUCCGAGGAAAAGGAGGCAGAGUUUGCGACUGCUGCAAAGGUCCUUGGGGUUGUAAUAGAUGUGGGGUCAUGCAUGUUAGUUAGGGUCAGCAACACCGAUGAGCGCAAAGCUGAGCUCACUAACACCAUAACAGCGCUUCUUGACAAGGGUACUUUCAGCAUCAAGGACCUGACCGCUCUCAGGGGGCGGCUUGUUUUCGCUGAAGGCCAGAUCUUCGGAAGGGGUUGUUACAAGCACCUGAAGGUUGUUGGGUCGCGCAUUAAGUCCGACCGUCCCGGAAGGAUCGAUCCGCAGAUGGCUGAUUCACUGCGAUUCAUCAGGGACCGUGUGGUUAAUGGCCCGUCAAGAACCGUGCGCGCUGUGCUCGAUGACACAGUUUUCUUGUACACCGACGCAUGCUUUGAGCCGGGUGGUGAUGUGCUGCGCUUGUUGGGAGUCGACACGGCCCAAAAUCCCAUCUAUGUCCUUGAGGCAUUGGCCUUGAUUGCUGCCUUGCAGCUUUUCAGGAACGAUAUUCAGGGCAGAGAAGUGUUGGCUUUCCUUGACAACGAUGGUGCACUUGGGUCCUUCAUUUCCUGUAAGAGCUCGUGCGAUUGCCUCGAACCUUUGCUUGAUGCGCUUGUGUCAUGUGAAGAGGCAUGCGUAUCCUCUCUCUGGUUCGAGCGUGUGAGUUCGGAAGCCAACAUUUCAGAUGCCCCCUCCAGGGGAGACUUCACAGAGCUUGAAGGCGUUCACAGGGUCCAUUGUGAUCUGCUAUCCCUCGUCCAGGACUUGCUCAAAUCGGCCCGAUGA